CCGACUCAGUGCAAGGCAUGCGAUUAACAUGGUCACACAAACGGUACUGUCGUCAACGUGCGCAGCAUUCGACGACAAAUCCGUCAAAGACGACUACUUAUUUGGCACGUGUGUUCCGCACAAGACAAAUGAACGGCAUGCGUGCUUUGAUGACGCUGAUUUUAAUGAUAACUGCCGACUCAGCGCUUUCGUGGUCAUGCCCUUCGGACUGCAUCUGUUUAUCGCACACACAAAUCCUCUGCAACUCCGGACACCUGACGUUCGUGCCGCUACGCGACCUACCCAAGACCGUCGAACAUCUGUCGAUGACCAAAAAUAACCUGACGUACUUGCCCACCGAUGCUUUCAGCGGUCUCCGGCACCUGCGAAAGCUGACGUUGGACACCAAUGGCAUACGUCGAUUGGAUCGGUUCGCGUUUCGCGGGCUCAGUCGGCUCCGGGAGUUGUCCAUCCAGCACACGCCGCUCGAGUCGCUCGACAAGUUCUCGCUUGCCGGUCUCCAGAACGUGACGGCCAUUCUGUUGGGGUACAAUCAGAUCAAAGUCAUACACGAGUUUGCGUUCGCCGGCACCGCCAACAUCAGGCUCAUACUGCUCAACAACAAUCCAUUGCACACGGUGUCACCUAAUGCAUUUUCCGGUCUAACAAACGUUGAACAUCUUAUCCUACCGUCGGGCAUCCAACAACUGCAGCCCGAUUCGUUCAAUGGGCUGGACUCGGUGGGCCUGCUGAAGCUGUCGUUCAUGGACUUGUCGUCACUGAAGUCGUUCACGUUUCGCGGUCUCAGCCAUGUGCAUGUGUUGUCCAUCCAAGACUCGGACUUGGGCAUAAUCCGGGCGGACGCGUUCGCGGGCCUAGCGCACGUUGGCAGUCUCAACCUGUUGAACAACAAGAUCGAUGCGAUGCAGAGCCUGACCGUGACACGGGAAAAUCACAUCCGGCACUUCCGGUUCAACGGCAACCACGUACUAGACAGCCCACGACGGGGCACGUUCGUAGGCCUUGCUUCCGCCUCUUCCGACGGAUUCACCGUGGUCGGCAACCACUUCCCGUGCGACUGUCACCUAUUUCGAUUCUUAGACGGCCGCCCGUUCGGCAACACGUCCCGAGAUCUUUUCACCGGCAAGAACUAUUGCAUUUCGCCACUGGAGCUCAAUGGACAGCCCAUCGCCGUCGUUGAUUCCGCGGUAAUUGACAAAUGCUUGCAAACAUCGGUAGCUGCCCCUCCGAGGACCAAUGCCGGCGUAACCACGACUAUGGUCCUGGUUGUAGCUGUGGUCUUCACGUCGACCGGUUUGUUUUUGCACGACAUAGCAGUGUGAUUCUUUUGCAUGUGGGGGAACCGUCCAAAUCCAUCACUACCUAUUAUAGUUAUAAACUGUCCAUCGAAUGCUAUUGAAAUAUUUUAUUUAUAUAAUAUAUACUAUUAUAAAUAUUGUUAUAACAUAGAUGUAUCAUUGUAUAGGAACAGCUUAAGCCAAACAUUUUUUUAAAAUAUAAUACUAUAUAUUUAAUUAUCAGGCAAUUCCCAGGAGUUAUAGCGUUUUACGCUGUCGGGCGUAAGAGUGAUUUCGAGAGAACUUUAAUUGAUACAUUUAUUUUAUAGGUAGGUAAUGUUUCUUUUCCUCGUGAAUACUAUUAUUAUAUUUCAACGUGUAAAUAAUAAUGAUAUAUUGCAAUAAAUUAUGUGUUUAUUUGAUUGAAUCUUUAGGACAAAUAUACUUUCGUCACAUAUCGGUUUACAUAUCCUCAAAGAAAAUUCUUUUCUACAAAUCUAAACAUAACU
Messenger RNA from Rhopalosiphum maidis (corn leaf aphid), 1786 nucleotides. Its product is annotated as leucine-rich repeat-containing protein 70-like. The record is from RefSeq and is a predicted model, not a curated record. Bases 18 to 1322 code for a protein of 434 amino acids. Lineage: Eukaryota; Metazoa; Arthropoda; Insecta; Hemiptera; Aphididae. Gene Ontology annotation, molecular function: protein binding. The transcript is spliced from 4 exons.